CUCUGUUGGCCAGGACUUUGUCCUAGGACAGAGGAGCUGCCUGAUAUGGAAGGAGGGGGCCCCUCUGGAGUUAUAAAGCCUGCCAGCCCACUGAGCUAGUGAGCUCAGUCCCAUUCUGUCUGUUACGUUCAGGUUCGGGUGACCUUUUUCUGGCCUCUGGUCUCUACAGGCCCUGGGCACACACUCACUGCACUUAUAUACAUUCAGGAAUCGGGAGAGAGCAGGGUGCCCGCCCACCCCCGGAGACCAGCACCCUAGCAGUGCACCGCCCCGUAGCUUUGCUGCCUACCACAACACCGUCCUCAGUGCUCCCGGUCACAGACAGUAUGGGAUCUCGGUUCCUCCUGGCUGUGUUCCUCGUCCUCCUGGUGCUGGGAUGUGGACACCUCAGUGCAUCCAGUCUAACCAUCAUGCUCCCUCAGAGGUCCAGGCAACCCCUGAAGAUGAUCCGGGCAGCCCAGCCCUGCUGGACAAGGUGCAGCAGUCUCUUUACCGUUACUGGGACUCUGCCAAGGAGGCUGCCCAAGGCCUGUACAGCAGCAAAUUCCUGACCACCGUGGAUGAGAAACUCAGGGACACGUACAGCAAAAGCUCUGCGGCCAUGAGUACUUACGCGGGCAUUUUUACGGACCAGCUCCUCCUUCUCCUAAAGGGAGAAUAGUGACGUGCAAACCCCAAGUCAGGGGAGGGGAGAACCCAGCCCUCGACCUCUUUGUUCUCAUCACCUGAUCAGGAUGGCCCUACAUCCCCCUGUCCCAGCAGCCCUUGUCCUCCUGCUCUGAACUGUAGAUGGAAUUCUUCCAGUGAAAGAAUAAAUUGAUCCAGGUUCAUUGA
Molecule: messenger RNA, 834 nt
Organism: Meriones unguiculatus (Mongolian gerbil)
Lineage: Eukaryota; Metazoa; Chordata; Mammalia; Rodentia; Muridae
Gene: Apoc2
Product: apolipoprotein C2
Exons: 5
Coding region: 377-661 (94 amino acids)
Biological process (GO): negative regulation of very-low-density lipoprotein particle clearance; high-density lipoprotein particle clearance; positive regulation of phospholipid catabolic process
Cellular component (GO): intermediate-density lipoprotein particle; chylomicron; very-low-density lipoprotein particle
Molecular function (GO): lipoprotein lipase activator activity; lipid binding; phospholipase activator activity
Source: RefSeq, a predicted model, not a curated record